Molecule: messenger RNA, 786 nt
Organism: Pedinophyceae sp. YPF-701
Lineage: Eukaryota; Viridiplantae; Chlorophyta; Pedinophyceae
Source: the annotation of a GenBank genome assembly
AUGGACAUGGGGAUCCUAGGCGGGCAGGGGUGGUGGAUGGCCCGCGCAGUGCACGGAUCGGCCGCUCUGGCGAAGCACGCGCACGUGGCGGGCACGCACAGCUUCGGCUGGAAGCGCAAGGACAGGAAGCACAAGCCCUGGAUGGGCGACCCUCGCCAGUACAACGCCAGGAAGUACGGGAAGCUGGACACCCACGCGAAGUGGCAGAAAUACGUCCGAUCACGCGAUGAGCACCUGGAGAGGAUCAAGGAGCGGCUCGACGAGCACGUCGUAGCCACCUGCAAGGCGCGGGGACUGCGCAUCAGCCACAAGAAGCUCAACGCGCCCUGCACCAUGAUCCGCGGUCUCCACGUCGACGACGCCCUGGUGCAGCUCGCCGCCACGCCCAAGAAGGCCGCGCAGAUGCUCCACACCGCCGUCCUCUCCGCCAAGGCCAACGCGGUGAACAACCACGGCCUGAAGCCGUGGAAGCUGUUCGUGUACCGCGCCGACGUGGGCCGCGCGACGCCGCUGAAGCGCAUCCGCCUGCACGGCCGCGGCAAGUUCGGCCGCAUGGAACGCUACCGCGCGCACCUGCGCGUGGUGCUCAAGGAGGGCAACACGCGGCCCGUGACCAAGGUGCUGCCGCCGAUGCUGUUGCGGGAGCGGCUCGCGCGAGAGGAGGGCGAGGGCGACGAGGGCGGCGAGGCGGAGGGCGGAGAGGAGGGCGAGGCGCCGGGAGACGUCACGCCGGCGCACGUGCAGAAGCGGAAGCCUGUGCAGCCGCGGCGGGCGGUGGUGUGGUGA